Molecule: messenger RNA, 3060 nt
Organism: Chanos chanos (milkfish)
Lineage: Eukaryota; Metazoa; Chordata; Actinopteri; Gonorynchiformes; Chanidae
Gene: ttyh3b
Product: tweety family member 3b
Exons: 14
Coding region: 1029-2711 (560 amino acids)
Cellular component (GO): plasma membrane
Molecular function (GO): volume-sensitive chloride channel activity; intracellularly calcium-gated chloride channel activity
Source: RefSeq, a predicted model, not a curated record
UCUCUCUUCGUUUCAGUCCGUGUUUACAUCGUCUUUCAAGACAAAGGCACUGGGUGCAAUGACCAAAACGUUAUUUAAGAGUGCUCCUGGACGGAACGUCGAAACGAAUUAAGUAGGUGACUUGUCCUUAGAGACUGAAUAUUAAACAGCUCUCUCUUGGAGGACAACAAGAAGCACCGCAUCUCUAGUGAAGGCAUGAAGCGUCAGUGAAGAUCAAUCUGUGGAUUUCUCGCACUGUUUUUAAUGGUUUCUAGCCAGUGGGUCCUGACGGUAGAUCUUCAUGCAAUUUAAGAUUGGAUGUCGACGGAGAAUAGUGUAACCAUAGUGUUAACCAUAGUGAGAUAACGUUCCUUUUUUGUCUUGCUAGCCCAGGCACGUUCAAGGCAAGUACAGUUUUCAGCGAUAGCAAAGCAAUUUUACCUUCUCUCGGACUUGGAAUUGCCCUCGGGUAUCGGGUAGCUUAUGAAAAUCAGGGAUCAACUCAUUGGGAAUUGCCACUGUAAAAUAAAUGGAAUUGUGACUGAGGGGAAGACCUUGGAUUCUUGAGAACAAAGCGCGUGUGAUUUAGCUAACACAACCAUUUGAGUGUUUUGCAGUGCUUGUUUGAGCACAGUAUUGUUUACCUAUUAAGCCCAGUGAAUAACCAAUGUUUUUGAGGCAGCUAGACAGUAAAGUGAACUGCAGUGUUGUCUUUCAAAGGAUCUACCGGACAAUUCAAUCGAGAUUUCUUUGAUUUUGGAGGGAACCAACAGGGUAUUCUUAUUAGCAUCCAAAAACAUUGGGGUUUGCAGCCUAUGCAAACAGAGCUGAUCUGUCACCACUCAGGGUUUUUUCGCUGCUUAACAUUAACCCUGUACACUACAACUGGAGCCAUUUUCGCCUUUCCAAUUCUUUGUUCUACCCGGCAAUGCGACGAGAUCUGUCGGUGCUGAAUUUUUAUCAGGGUGUUGACCACUGAAAGAAAAGAACAUUUUUUACUGUGACAGAAGUGAGGUUAUCACUAGAAGCUAUUCGGAAACAACACAACCAUGGCCGCAGUGGUAAACUAUUCUCCUCCUUGGUGGGCGAACCUUCUGCAUCGUCUCCCGCACUUCAACAUUCAGUUCCAACUAACCAGCAGCGAUUUCCGCCCGGAGGACUCUGAGUAUCAAAAGUCGGUGUUGUUGCUAGGCAGCGUGGCGUUGGUGUGCCUAGCCCUCGAUCUCCUCUUCCUCCUCUUCUACUCCUUCUGGCUGUGCUGUCGCCGCAGGAAGAAUGAGGAGCCACCCAACGCUGACUGCUGCUGCACGGCCUGGUGUGUUAUCAUCGCUACACUCGUCUGCAGUGCUGGAAUUGCAGUGGGUUUCUAUGGAAACGGUGAAACGUGCGAUGGUGUGACACGACUGACAUAUUCUCUGCGCCAUGCCAACCAAACUGUGGCAGGCAUCAACAAACUGGUAUCUGAGAGCUCCUCCAGUCUGAAUGAGACGGUUCAGGAGGGCCUGGUGCAGUUGGAGAGUGUGUAUGCGGCACACACUGACUACCUGGCCAUUGUGCAGAAGCUGCAGGGACAGCUGGAUGAGCUUGUGGGACUGAUGGUGGAAGUGCCUUUUUGGAGUAACACCGACCUGUCCCUGGACACCCUGGCCUCCACUACCGAGCAGUACGACUGGUACCGGUGGCUGGGAUAUCUAGGUCUGUUGCUCUUUGAUGUGCUGAUCUGCCUCCUGGUUCUAGUUGGCCUCAUACGGAACUCCAAAGGCAUCCUGAUUGGUGUGUGUCUUCUAGGCCUGCUGGCACUGGUCAUCAGCUGGGCUUCCCUGGGUCUUGAGCUUUCUGUUGCCGUGACUGCCAGUGAUUUCUGUGUUGCACCCAAUACUUACAUCACAAAAGUUACUCGCGAGAAUGCCAUUAUCAACCAAGAUAUUCUACAGUAUUACCUGAAGUGUAGUAGUGGACAGACCAACCCAUUUCAGCAGAAACUUUCCGGCAGUCACAAAGCUCUGGUGGAAAUGCAGGAUGACAUGGCAGAACUGCUUCGUUCAGCCACCCGAGAGUACCCCAAAACCAAGGGUAACCUGGAGCAGAUGCAGGCAGUGUUGAACUCUACUGAAGUUAGUCUCCACCAACUCACAGCCCUGGUGGACUGCCGCAGCCUACACAUGGACUAUGUGCAGGCUCUGACUGGUUUGUGUUAUGAUGGUGUGGAGGGGCUCAUCUACUUGGUCCUCUUCUCUUUUGUCACCGCACUCAUGUUCAGCUCCAUCGUCUGCAGCGUACCCCACACCUGGCAGAGCAAGAGGAAUGAGGAUGAGGAUGGUGACGAAUCUUCCGCCACGCUUGGCUCGCGAGCGCCUCACGAUAACCUGUACCGCGUUCACAUGCCCAGUUUGUACAGCUGCGGCAGCAGCACCUACGGCAGUGAGGCUAGCCUCCCGGCCGCGGCACACACCGUCAGCAACGCACCCGUCACUGAAUACAUGAGCCAGAAUGCUAACUUUCAGACCCCUCGAUGUGAGAACACACCAUUGAUUGGCAGAGAAUCCCCUCCGCCCUCUUACACCUCAAGCAUGAGGGCCAAGUACCUGGCCACCACCCGACCCGACCAGUCCAGACCAACGGAAAAUCAGAGCCGUUUGGAACCCCACAUGCGACCAGACCAAACCAGCCGAUCUGCCCCCAACAGCCGACCUAAUUCUGCCAUCCACCGGCCCCACUCUUCAAUCCAUUAACCAGCCUGAAAAGUAUCUCAAGUAUCUACGCCAAUGCGUUCUCUCAGUAGUCAUCUCACUCAUGCAACUCGUCAAUCCAUUACACAUCCUGAAACUGUUGAAUCUGCUGAAGCAUCAUGCAUUAUACAUGCUUCAGUAUUAAAGCGGCUCCACAGCCAGUUUCUGCUCUUCCCAUUAACACAUGAAACAUCUUAAGCCACUGUAGGUCUUGAGUCAAAACACAGAUAUGACUAUGAACAAGCCACUGACAAGAACUUCAGCCUGCUAAUAAUCCAAACAAUAUACAUGACAUUAUAAAAGACACAUACGUGGUUGUUAUAGCACGGCUAAUGUAAUUAACAUUUUGGAC